AUGCUUAACAGGGUGUGAGCAAUAUACAAGCGAAUUUUAAUCUGAUCUUUACUCGAUUUUGCUCAUUUGCAGUUGGUUAGCCCGAGAUAAUUUGUGAUAUAGUUGCUAGAAUUAAGUGUACGGAGUUUUUUUUUAAACUACAAUCCAAAUCACAUGAGAUUACAACCAUGACGAUAAAAGGGAUUAAUCGCGGGAUUGUCUCGGCCGGGAUACUAGGAAUACUCGUGUCGACGUAUGCGCUGUAUGUGGAAAUGGCGGCCGAGUCGCGACCGGGGUACAAGGCGCUCUGCGACAUCGCCGAACGCGCCAGCUGUUCGAAGGUCCUUACAUCCGAAUACUCGAAAGGUUUCGGUCUUGUGGCUAAAAACUCCGCUUUUGAGGUGCCGAACUGUGUAUAUGGGAUCGCCUUCUAUUGCAUUAUGAUUUUUUUGAGUACAUACGAUAAUCUAUAUGCAGUGCGGUUACAGGUCGUUCUCGGCAUUUCAUCACUUAUAAGUUGUGUUUAUUUAGCGUACCUAUUGAUUUUUGUUCUCGGAGACUUUUGUAUCGUUUGCGUUUCUACAUAUUUUGUGAACGCUGCCAUCACUUAUGUAUCCUUUAAAAAGCAUAGCGCUUUGAAAAGCAAAAUAGCAUAAGUUAGUGCUGCCAUCUGUGAACGUAAAUGAGAUUAUUUUGCGUAUUUUUUAACGCCAUCUAUUUUUUCGGACUUGUACUAAAAUAGUACAAUACUGUAACAUAGAUGGCAUCAUAAUCGUAAAUUGUGGUGUAGGCGAGUUCGAAAUUUUAUAUUUCAUUAUUUUAUGGCAAAGUGUAUUUUAUUUUAUUGAAUGUUGGGGUCGUUUUUAAUAUUGAUGGUUUUAAUUACUACGCUUUUCAUAUUUAAGAAAAUGAUUUCAUCGUUGAGAUUUAUAUUUUACUAGCUGUGCCUGCGACUUGAUUAAGUCAUUAAAAAAAAAAAUUGUAACCUGUAUGUUUUCGAGGAUUUAUAGCUAUUUAUAACAAAAAGAGUUUCAUCUACAAGUUUCAAAUCGUCCAGUAGGUUUUGUGUGAAACCUGGAAUACAUAGUUUUAUACAGAAUUGUUGAAUGUGAUAACACUAAUAUUCUACAAAGCAUUUAUUUUUUUUUAUAUUUUAUAUUGUUUACAUUUUACUCGUUAGUU
This is a messenger RNA of Zerene cesonia (dogface butterfly), 1161 nucleotides long. RefSeq names its product vitamin K epoxide reductase complex subunit 1 (gene Vkor). NCBI's taxonomy places the organism in Eukaryota, Metazoa, Arthropoda, Insecta, Lepidoptera, Pieridae. Gene Ontology annotation, biological process: vitamin K metabolic process; peptidyl-glutamic acid carboxylation. The record is from RefSeq and is a predicted model, not a curated record. Gene Ontology annotation, molecular function: vitamin-K-epoxide reductase (warfarin-sensitive) activity. The coding region runs from base 168 to 635 and encodes 155 amino acids. The transcript has 4 exons.